GGCAGCAAUAUACUUACUCCGUAGUACCCCAGCUCAGAGCCAAAGCAAAGCUUGCCGGCUUGAUCCUCAUCCUCGACCGGAUGGGAUGCCGUGGUUUUCACCGGCACGACACCCUCUUAAUCUUCCAUGGCGUCCUCUGUUUCCUCGCCGCCCGAGUGGAGCUGCGCUGAGUGAGCUCACGUGUGACGUAACACCACACCCACCAACAACGGCCAGGACGAAUCCCAGUGAUCUCUCUCUCUCUCUCUCGGUAGCCAGCCUAUAUAUACGACCGCACGACGGCACCAAGAUUCGGCAGCGAUCGGCAAUGGCUUCUGCGGCCGUCUGCUCCCCUAAGCAGCAGCAGCAGCAGCGGCGGCGGGAUGAGGAGGGGGAGACGGAUGGUGGGGUUGUGAAGAUCGGGCGGGUGGACGACGUGCAGGAGCUGCAGAAGGCGUGCGCGGGCGACGUGCCGGAGCGGUACCUCCGGGACGGCGACGACCGGCCGGGCGGCGCCAACGUCUGCGCGCACGCGGAGAUCCCUGUCAUCGAUGCCGGCGAGCUCCGGCGCGGCGGUGGCGGCGGGGACGAGCUGGAGAAGCUCAGGAGAGCCUGCGAGGAGUGGGGCUUCUUCCAGGUCGUGAACCAUGGCAUCGACGGCGAGCUGCUGGACGAGAUGGAGAGGUUGUCGAGGGAGUUCUUCAUGCUGCCGCUGGAGGAGAAGGAGCGCUACCCCAUGGCGCCGGGCGGCAUCCAGGGCUACGGCCACGCCUUCGUCUUCUCCGAAGACCAGAAGCUCGACUGGUGCAACAUGCUGGCGCUCGGCGUGUCCCCGGCGUUCAUCCGGCAGCCCAAACUCUGGCCGACCACGCCGGCCGCCUUCACCGACACGCUGGAAAGGUACUCCGCCGAGGUCAGGGCGCUCUGCCAUCGCCUCCUGGAGCGCAUCGCCGAGACGCUGGGCCUGGCACCGGGCACGUUCGCGGGCAUGUUCGGCGACGCGGUGCAGGCCGUGCGGAUGAACUUCUACCCGCCGUGCCCGCGGCCGGACCUGGUGCUGGGGCUGAGCGCGCACUCCGACGGGAGCGCGGUCACCGUGCUCCAGCAGGACGCCGGCCGCGCGGGGCUGCAGGUGCUCAGGGACGGCGCGUGGGUGCCCGUGCACCCCGUCCCGCACGCCCUCGUCGUCAACCUCGGCGACUCGCUCGAGGUGCUCACCAACGGCAGGUACAAGAGCGUCGAGCACCGGGCGGUGACCAACGGCGAGCAGGAUCGGCUGUCCAUCGUGACGUUCUACGCACCGGCAUACGACGUAGAGCUCGGCCCACUGCCGGAGCUCGUCGCCGACGGGGAGCCGUGCCGGUACCGGAGGUUCAAGCACGGCGAGUACAGCCGGCACUACGUCACCAGCAAGCUCGAGGGCAAGAAGACGCUGGACUUCGCCAAGAUCAACUAGACCGCCAAGAACUAUAAUCCUAUAAUAUCAUCACAGACAAAACACACUGAAGUUGAUCGUGUGUUUAUGUACAGAACUGCUAAGUAAUUAAGGCCUGUUUGAAAUCAUAAUAGAUUAUGAUAAUCUGGAUUAUGAA
Molecule: messenger RNA, 1571 nt
Organism: Hordeum vulgare subsp. vulgare (domesticated barley)
Lineage: Eukaryota; Viridiplantae; Streptophyta; Magnoliopsida; Poales; Poaceae
Product: protein SRG1
Exons: 2
Coding region: 86-1435 (449 amino acids)
Source: RefSeq, a predicted model, not a curated record